UGAGCCCUCGAGGGGGGUCGGGCCCCAGGCCGGUCCGGGAGAGAUGGCGCAGCCCAUCCUGGGCCAAGGCAGUUUGCAGCCCGCCUCGGCCGCGGGCCUGGCCGGCCUGGAGCUCGACUCUUCGCUGGACCACUACGUGCAGAUUCGCAUCUUCAAAAUCAUCGUGAUCGGGGACUCCAACGUGGGCAAGACCUGCCUGACCUUCCGCUUCUGCGGGGGCACCUUCCCGGACAAGACUGAAGCCACCAUCGGCGUGGACUUCCGGGAGAAGACGGUGGAAAUCGAAGGAGAGAAGAUCAAGGUCCAGGUGUGGGACACAGCGGGUCAGGAACGCUUCCGGAAGAGCAUGGUAGAACAUUACUACCGCAAUGUGCAUGCCGUGGUCUUUGUCUACGAUGUUACCAAGAUGACAUCCUUCACUAACCUCAAAAUGUGGAUCCAGGAGUGCAACGGGCAUGCCGUGCCCCCCCUCGUCCCCAAAGUGCUUGUGGGCAACAAGUGUGACUUGAGGGAACAGAUCCAGGUACCCUCCAAUCUAGCUCUGAAAUUUGCCGACGCCCACAACAUGCUCUUGUUUGAAACAUCAGCCAAGGACCCCCAAGAGAGCCAGAACGUGGAGUCCAUUUUCAUGUGCCUGGCUUGCCGUUUGAAGGCCCAAAAAUCCCUGCUUUACCGUGAUGCUGAGCGGCAGCAGGGGAAGGUGCAGAAACUUGAGUUCCCACAGGAAACCAACAGUAAAACUUCCUGUCCCUGUUGAAACCAAAUGGUGUAAAUACAAGCUAAGGUAUCACUGGAGUUUUAUUCUUUCCCUUUUUUUUCUUUCUUUUUCUCCCGUGCCUGCAGUAAAGCUGACACCCACUUGUUUCCAUACAAGUUGCUAUUACAAUAAAACUUUGUAUAGAUUAUAA
Molecule: messenger RNA, 908 nt
Organism: Echinops telfairi (small Madagascar hedgehog)
Lineage: Eukaryota; Metazoa; Chordata; Mammalia; Afrosoricida; Tenrecidae
Gene: RAB33A
Product: RAB33A, member RAS oncogene family
Exons: 2
Coding region: 44-757 (237 amino acids)
Biological process (GO): Rab protein signal transduction
Cellular component (GO): Golgi apparatus; endosome
Molecular function (GO): GTPase activity; GTP binding
Source: RefSeq, a predicted model, not a curated record